Daphnia pulicaria is the source of this 3489-nucleotide messenger RNA. RefSeq names its product cytosolic carboxypeptidase-like protein 5. Gene Ontology annotation, biological process: protein deglutamylation; proteolysis. The coding region runs from base 309 to 2912 and encodes 867 amino acids. The transcript has 14 exons. Gene Ontology annotation, molecular function: metallocarboxypeptidase activity; zinc ion binding. Lineage: Eukaryota; Metazoa; Arthropoda; Branchiopoda; Diplostraca; Daphniidae. The record is from RefSeq and is a predicted model, not a curated record.
UACGAAAAUAUUAUGUGUUGAUAACCCAAGGAUAAAGUUUUCUCGCGAUACUAAAUUAACAAUGUGGAAUCAAUUCUUGUAGAUCGGCCAUAGAUGUCAUUUCUGUAAUAGCAGACGAAAAGACGCCAUUGUUGUUUUCAUUUUUCACAAGAGAGAUACAGUAAAACUUGCUUCUAGUUUUCGAUAAUUAAUACAGUAGUUGUAGAUCAUUUCAAAGGCUCGCAACAUUCCUGCUCAUAAUCCGAUUCAUCCCAGAAUUGUGUUCUCAAGGUUAACAAAGGCGAUGAACCCGUACGCUGUUAUCUAGAAUGAAUGAAACUAUUGGAAGUUUCCACUUUCACUCUGAUUUUGACUCUGGGAACUUGGCGAAGGUGGUGAUUAACGAAAAAAAUGACAAUGAAUUUCAUCUUUGGACACUGCCUGACUGUGCCAACACACCUUAUGAAAAUGGUAACAGGACAUGGUUCUACUUUGGAGUUAAAGGACCAUGCAAUACCACAGUAAAGUUUAAUAUUAUGAAUCUUAACCGACAAGCAAAGCUGUAUAGUCAAGGAAUGAAGCCUCUAUACAAAGUACUCCCUCAUCAAGAACAGUGGGAGCGCAUAAAAGACAAACCAUUGUGCAGCAUGGAAGAUCAAAGCUUUGUAUUAAGCUUUAAGUUUACCAUGCCAUUGGAGGAGAAUUCUACCGUCUACUUUGCCUUUUGCUAUCCUUACUCAUAUUCUGACUUGCUUUGUGAUUUGGACGCGCUGGAUGCCCGAUUUUCAGCCAGAGAAGGAAACAUUUAUUUCGGCCGGGAGCUUUUGUGCAAUUCCUUGGAGCAACGACGGGUUGACUUAGUAACUGUAACACGGAAUGGAGACGAAAAUCGUCGUGAUAAGCCUGUUGUUUUCGUUAGCGCUCGAGUUCAUCCAGGAGAGACACCUUCGAGUUUUGUUUUGAAGGGUUUCAUGGACUUUAUUUUGAAAGAGGACGAUAUCCGUGCACAAAAACUGCGCGAGAAUUUUAUUUUUCUGCUGGUCCCCAUGCUUAAUCCUGAUGGAGUGUACCGAGGACACUACAGAACUGAUAGUCGAGGAGUUAAUCUCAACAGAGUAUACCUUGAGACGAACGCUGAAGUGCAUCCGACUAUUGCUGCCACCAAACAGCUUUUGAUAGAUCUGGCCAAAGAGGACUUGGUUAUGGAAACAAAUUCCAUGUGUAAACUAGAACAGCAGGUUAAAGAUGCGCUGACGGUAGAAACAGAUGAUUCUAACUGCCGGGACACUUCGGACACAUUAUGGCCACUUAGCUUUAAAAAUGAUGGCGGCCGCACGAACUUUGCUGGACUUCAAUUUCCAAAUACCUCGGAAGGAGCUGCUAUAUCGAUGUCGUCGUCAGCCAUCCUUAGUGGAAGUACACUUGAGGGCGCCGAAGAGGGAGACGUUAGUGCGCAAUAUUUUGAUGUCGCUCCAGCAACAUCCCCUGCAGCUGUUCCGUCCAGCAAAUCUCGACUGUUUGCCUACAUAGACUUACAUGGCCAUGCGUCUAAAAGAGGCAUCUUUAUCUAUGGAAAUCAUUUCAAAGACGCAAACCAGCAAGUCGAGUGUCUUCUCCUGCCAAAAUUGAUCUCGCUCAACAGCCAACACUUUGAUUUCUGGGCUUGCAAUUUCUCUGAAAAGAACAUGCGGCAAAGAGAUAAACGUGACGGAUUAAGCAAAGAAGGGUCCGGUCGUGUCGCCAUUUCGAAGUUGACUGGCAUCCCGAGGAGUUACACGCUCGAAUGCAACUAUAACACUGGACGUAUGCGUAAUAUUUUGAGCCCCCUGCCAACGGAUAAGUUUCCACUGUUUCACGCAACUAGUGCUGAUGCCAAAGAUGACGAACGUUUAGAGGGAUCAACCAUAUCGCGCAGAAGGACUGUCAGUGCCGGACCAAGUUUAACGGAUGCAUUUGCUCCACCAGUUCCUUAUGCAGAGCAAUCGUUUCAGGAGGUUGGCGAAGCUAUGGCCGUGUCACUUCUUGAUCUUAUUGGGGCCAAUCCAAUGAGUCGUCUACCACAAUCAACUUACGGAGACGUUGAAGGGGCUCGUCAAUGGAUUCGACUUCACUGCCUAGGACAACGCCGAUUCCCCUUUGUGGAAGCCGAUGCCGACGAAGAAAGUGCCGGUUCUCAUCUACCCUCUAGCGUUGCAACAACAAACUCACUUCAACAGGUUUCUCAGCGAGAUUCUCUAGCCCUCGCCACCACUUCGACACCCACGACUGGCGAUUUGGCUUCGACUGUCAUGUCCCACUUGCCGGCAAAGAGACUUUCGCCAGGGAAAAGACUACCCAAAUCCAGAGACAAAACUAAUCGUGUUCGUGUUCGUAAGCCUUGGCCUGGCAGUCCCCGGAUUAAGGAGUCGCCCAAUCAGAGCCCCAAACAACAGGGACCAUCUCCGGUGGACUUUGCACCCUCCUCACCCAGCUACCAGCACUUUCCCAAGCAGGUCAAAAGCCCGCCGAGUGCUCGUCGUGUUCCCAGGAAAAAGUCUUUGAGGAAAACUAAAGUUCAACCCGUCGUGAAGAAGGAUGGAGUCGUUGACGUCGAACUGAAUGCUACACCACACGCUACUUCUCCAGCUUCACCGCCCAAGCAAUUGCUUAAGCGAAAGCGUCGCAAGUCUAGAACCAUCAGUCUCAGCGAAAGCUGUAAAGAAAAACGGAAGUUUAAGGGAUCACCCGUAGCGGUUGCGGCGGUUGCGGCUGCAGUAGUAGCUGCCUCUGAUAAUAAUCAUCCCACAGAUGUGGACUAUUCUCAGCCUUCUACCUCGGCAUCUACUCGCUCGCAAACAAAAUCGGUGCUAGUUAAAAAGAAAAAGUUGCUAAAAAAACGUAAUGCCACCAGCGUUCUUCAGAAGAAAAAACGAAUCACUCUUAUUACCGAGUGAUGAUGAUGCUAGUACCACGCAUAAAUCAUUUCUCCUUCUCAUUCCCUUAUUAUUAUUAUUAUUUUUUAUUUGAUUAUUUUUUUGUUUUUUGUUAUUACUUAAUAUUUAGGACACUUAAGUAAUCAAUCUGAUUUCACUACGUAGCUUAGUUCACUUCUCUGGUCGUGGCAAAACACGCUCAAAAUCUAUUGAUGACUUAAAUAACCAUACUUGCAAUCAUCCAAAAAGAAAGUAUAGUUAUUCGUUGAUUAACGAACAUAUUGGCUGUUCUGUUCGAGAGAAAGUCUCCAAACGAAGCUGUAUGUAUUCAGUUCUAUCACACUCAGAAAAUGUGGAAAUCCAGCCUCGCUAUUCAUAUACGUAUGAAGAAACUAUGAAUAUUUAUUAAAGAAGAUCCUUUGAUGUAAAACGAACAAACUCUUGUAAAAAUCGUGUUUUCAGUUGAACUUUGCACGGAAGAAAAAUACAGUAGAUGCUGCGCUUUUCUGUUUCACAACUAGACGACCUCUGUCCUGUUUUCUCAUGUAUCGUUUUAUUCUUUUAGCAAGAUAGUCAGAAAUCCAUUGCGUCCUUAAAC